Messenger RNA from Salarias fasciatus (jewelled blenny), 2772 nucleotides. RefSeq names its product ribonucleoside-diphosphate reductase large subunit-like. Gene Ontology annotation, cellular component: ribonucleoside-diphosphate reductase complex. The transcript has 19 exons. Gene Ontology annotation, molecular function: ATP binding; ribonucleoside-diphosphate reductase activity, thioredoxin disulfide as acceptor. NCBI's taxonomy places the organism in Eukaryota, Metazoa, Chordata, Actinopteri, Blenniiformes, Blenniidae. Bases 116 to 2500 code for a protein of 794 amino acids. Gene Ontology annotation, biological process: deoxyribonucleotide biosynthetic process. The record is from RefSeq and is a predicted model, not a curated record.
UCUGUGUUUUCCUCGGGGUAGCAAUCUUCUGUAACGACAUCCUUGCUUCCAGUGUCCAGCUGAGAAGACAUCUCCACAAGCUGCCGUGAGAAGAAACCCGCUGUUUUUCAUCAACAUGCACGUGAUUAAACGAGACGGACGUCAGGAGGCCGUUACCUUUGAUAAGAUCACAUCACGAAUCCAGAAGCUUUGCUAUGGACUCAAUUCUGACUUUGUGGACCCGGCUCAGAUUACCAUGAAAGUGAUCCAGGGUCUGUACAGUGGAGUCACCACCGUGGAGCUGGACGUCCUCGCUGCAGAGACUGCAGCCACGCUCACCACUAAGCAUCCCGACUAUGCAAUCCUGGCAGCACGGAUCGCUGUGUCCAAUCUGCACAAGGAGACCAAGAAAGUAUUCAGUGAUGUGAUGGAAGACUUGUACAGCUACAUCAACCCGUUAAACAAACAACACUCUCCGAUGAUUUCCAGAGAGACGCUGGACAUUGUCCUCGAAAACAAGGCUCGUCUCAAUUCAGCCAUCAUUUACGACAGAGACUUCUCUUAUAACUUCUUCGGCUUUAAGACUCUUGAGCGCUCAUAUUUGCUGAAGAUUAAUGGCAAAGUUGCUGAGCGGCCUCAGCACAUGCUCAUGAGAGUGGCAGUGGGGAUUCAUAAACGAGACAUUGACGCCGCCAUUGAGACUUACAAUUUGCUGUCAGAGAAGUGGUUCACCCACGCCUCACCAACGCUUUUCAACGCUGGCACCAACAGACCCCAGCUGUCCAGCUGUUUCUUGCUUACCAUGAAGGACGACAGCAUCGAGGGCAUUUAUGACACUCUGAAGCACUGUGCACUCAUCUCCAAAUCAGCUGGUGGUAUUGGACUUGCUGUUAGUUGCAUCCGAGCUACAGGAAGUUAUAUUGCUGGGACUAAUGGCAGAUCCAAUGGGCUCGUUCCUAUGCUUCGAGUGUACAACAACACAGCACGUUACGUUGACCAGGGUGGCAACAAGAGACCUGGGGCCUUCGCUGUGUACCUGGAGCCAUGGCAUGCUGAUGUGUUUGACUUUUUGGAGCUGAAGAAGAACACGGGUAAAGAAGAGCAGAGGGCCAGAGACCUGUUCUUCGCCAUGUGGAUCCCAGACCUCUUCAUGAAACGAGUGGAAAGCAAUCAGGAGUGGUCUCUGAUGUGUCCCAGUGAAUGUCCUGGGUUAGAGGACUGUUGGGGGGAGGAGUUUGAGAAACUCUACACGCAAUAUGAGAAAGAGGGCCGAUCCCGGCGUGUGGUGAAGGCCCAGCAGCUGUGGUACGCCAUCAUCGAGUCACAGACGGAGACCGGCACACCGUACAUCCUCUACAAGGACGCCUGCAACAAGAAGAGCAACCAGCAAAAUCUGGGCACCAUCAAGUCCAGCAAUCUGUGCACCGAGAUUGUGGAGUACACGAGCAAAGAUGAGGUUGCCGUGUGUAAUCUGGCAUCCAUUGCCCUCAACAUGUACGUUACUCCAGAAAAGACCUUCGACUUCAAAAAGCUGGCAUCCGUCACCAAAGUCAUUGUCAGAAACUUGAACAAGAUCAUUGACAUUAAUUACUACCCAGUGGUGGAGGCUGAGAGGUCUAACAAGCGUCACAGGCCCAUUGGGAUCGGAGUCCAGGGUCUGGCUGAUGCCUUUAUCCUCAUGCGUUAUCCGUUUGAAAGCCCAGAGGCCCAGUUACUCAACAUUCAGAUCUUUGAGACCAUCUACUUUGCGGCGCUGGAGGCCAGUUGCGAGCUGGCAGCUGAGCUGGGCGCUUAUGAAACCUACGCCGGCUCCCCCGUCAGCAAGGGGAUCCUUCAGUACGACAUGUGGGAAAAAACCCCGACAGAUCUGUGGGACUGGAGCGCACUGAAGGCAAAAAUUGCCAAGCAUGGCGUGAGGAACAGUCUGCUUCUGGCCCCCAUGCCCACUGCUUCCACGGCCCAGAUCCUGGGCAACAACGAGUCCAUUGAGGCAUACACCAGCAACAUCUACACCCGCAGGGUGCUCUCGGGAGAGUUCCAGAUUGUGAAUCCUCACCUCCUGAAGGACCUCACAGAGAAAGGGCUGUGGAACGAGGAAAUGAAGAACCAGCUGAUUGCACACAACGGGUCUAUCCAGGACAUUAAAGGGAUCCCCAAUGAGGUAAAGCAGCUGUACAAAACCGUGUGGGAAAUCUCCCAGAAAACGGUGCUGAAAAUGGCAGCAGACCGCGGCGCCUACAUCGACCAGAGCCAGUCCCUAAACAUUCACAUCGCCGAGCCAAACUACGGCAAACUGACAAGCAUGCACUUCUACGGCUGGAAGCUGGGCCUGAAAACUGGCAUGUACUACCUGCGGACGAAGCCCGCUGCCAACCCCAUUCAGUUCACCCUGAACAAGGAGAAAUUAAAGGAGGCUCAGUCGGCCAAGAGCGCCGAGGAGGAUGAAACCAAAGAGCGGAACACGGCAGCCAUGGUGUGUUCCUUAGCUAACAGAGACGACUGUUUGAUGUGCGGCUCCUGAGUCAUACCUCCACUAUCGCCAGCUCCUAUUUUAAAAAAGAAAAUAAAAAAAAAGGUUUUGGAAACAAGGUGCUUUUUUAUUUGUAUAGGAUCAUGAGGGAUUGUAUUGCAUUUUUUUUAAGCUCAAUCACAAUUGUUUGUUGCAGCAUUAUUUUUUAACUAUUUUCAUCAGGGAGUGUUUACAUACACAGUUUUGUAUAGCUUGAAUGGGUUUCAAUGAAUUGCUUUUUUGAAUGUGUGUCACAAUGAAUUUCCUGCAGAACAUUAAAAAUG